GGGUUGUCUCGUCUGACCGUUCAAUACACGUGUGACGACCGGCGUGCGUUGUGGCUACGUGUCUGAGUGCAGGAGUGCAGUUUUUACAACGGAAGUAUUGCGUAAAUCCCUGUUAUGUAAUAGCCUGUUUACUCAAUAGACAUUUAUAUUUGAAACGCAUGUGUUGAAAUUAUCAUAACACUACUUGAUCAGACACGACGUAGGUGUGUCCGACGAUUCGCAAUAUCACAGGGGUAUUACCAAGUCUGCGAUUGUUUUUUUUAUAAAUAGACGUUCAUGAGCUAUUUAUAGCGUGUUCUCUCACAGUGACUGCCGCAAUAUCACUGAGUAACCACUCAAAACCUGGAAGGAAGACAUCAUAUUUGAUCUGUUACGAUCGAUAAACAAUUAUUUAACAAAGUUUAUACAUUGUAUUUAGAAAUAUAAUUUAUUCAUAGAAAUGUCGAAAUUUAAAGUUUACAUAACGAGGAGGAUACCAGAUACAGGUCUGGAUCUACUGAAUGGCCACUGUGACGUAACGAGUUGGGAGGAAGACGAAGCUAUUCCUAAUGAGGAAAUACUGAAGCACGUGUCGGGGAUAAAUGGACUUCUAUGCAUGCUGACAGAUAACAUUGACAAGGAAGUUAUAGAAAAGGCCGGGCCAUCUCUGAAGGUGAUCACAACCAUGUCUGUGGGUUACGAACACAUAGAUAUAGAGGAGUGCCGAAGGAGGGGAAUCUUGGUUGCUAAUACUCCGAAUGUCUCCACGGACAGCGUAGCCGAAUUGACCCUAUCCCUAUUGCUACUGACCGCGAGGAGACUGAUCGAAGGUGUAGAUUCCGUUAAGAGUGGACACUGGGGUCCCUGGAAGCCAAUGUGGUUGUGCGGUGUCGAACUGACCGGCCGGACAGUGGGAAUCCUCGGACUUGGUCGGAUUGGUUGUGGAGUUGCCAAGCGUGUGCGUCCAUUCGGAAUCAGUCGAAUCCUGUAUAAUGACAUCUGUGAGGUAAGCUAUGCUGGUGACGUAGGUGCUGAGUUUACCGAUUUCGAUACAAUGAUAAAGGAGUCGGACGUGGUUAUUAUAUGCUGCAACCUCUCAGAAGCCACGAAGCACAAGUUCAACAAAGACACCUUCAAAAAGAUGAAGAAGACCGCCAUCUUGAUCAACAGUGGUAGAGGGGGCGUGGUCCAGCAUGAUGAUCUCUAUGACGCACUCACUUCCGGUGAAAUUUAUGCGGCUGGAUUGGACGUCACCGAACCGGAACCUCUACCACAUGACCAUCCAUUGGUCGGUUUGACGAACUGCAUCAUACUUCCACACAUGGGAAGUAACACGUGGGAUUCUAGAAACCACAUGGCCGAGAUAGCAGCCAAAAAUAUCCUUUCAGUUAUGAAUGGCGAGGUCCCUUACGGUCUUGUAAAAUAAAGGUUCGGACCAAAGUUGUACUUGGUACUUACAGAAUAGCAUAGGUCAAAGGGCACAUGAAUAAUUUGUUUGGUGUUUUAUAUUAAGAACAAUGUUGGAAAUAUGUUAUUGAUAUUUUGCUUUGAAAUACUCACAUGAUUAGCAGAUGGUAUUGAAACGUUAAGAAUCUCAUAAAACUAACAGUUAUUAAAGUCAAGGUCAACGUUCGUUAACAAUUUUAAUUUUCAAUGACAUAGACAAUGGUUUUUAAAACGUUAAUGAAAGAUUUUGAGUGCCAUUUAAUUCAGUAUGCUAUUUUUGUAUCUUUGAUAUUCAUAUUUUUUUGUAUUUUAUUCUAACACGCGUAUAUAUGUCACAAAAUGUCACUUAUGUUCAACAAACAUUCACAUGGUUAAAUACAAUUACAGCAAUAUUUAAGAAAUUGAUCCAUUAAAAAUAGAAAUAUACAACACUCGUUACAACGCCCUAUCUAGCUAGAAUAAGCCACUCUAAAGUGCUUUACAGUACAUGGAUUUAAAUUUUUUAUAAUCAAUACAAGUAGCAUAUACAUUAAUCAAUACAAUUUUGUGGAAUUCGCAGGUACUUCCUUAUCAGGCGCUAACAAUUAGUCCUAUGGCACCUGGCUAAUAUCUCCAUAUGUGUGUUAAAUAUAACAAAGUCAUAGUGACCUAAUUAUGGACUAUGUGCUACUUUUUCUGACAUUUUUAUUAUUUCCAUUUUUAGUUUUUUAUAUACAAUAUACAUUAAUAAGAAACUUCCAAAUAUUACAUGCAGGUUUUUUUUAUAAAAUUGUGUGAUGGUCCCCACUUUACCCCCUCAUAUCUCGGAAUGGUUUCCGAGCUGACUAUAAUUUCAUGUCAUAUUAUAAUAAAAUAACCCCAAGACAUGUAGAGUUAUAGAUACACUAAUGCAGAAAAUUGGCACCACUCCUUUGAAGCUUUGUAUUCAUGUUUUUUAUCACUGUAUUAUCUUUUCAAUUAAUAGAUGUCUAUUUAAUUUUGAAUUCGAUAAAGAGUAAGUCAUUUAUAGUGUUAUCUGUGACCAAUUACAUGUGAAUUUGGAUACAUCUGGGACAUCCGGUUUGUAUACUAAGGAUGACGCUAGGCUACCAUACAACUGACAAUAAGCGCCCUAUAGUUCAUCAUGAUGACCAAUACUGUUAAUCAAAGAAUCGUACAUUUUAUUUCUCAUUUUUGUUUUUUUCUUGAAAUCUCAACAAAGAAUCAAUGAAUUAUAUAUAAUAAACAUAUUUAAUAAUAAUACACACUGAAAUGGACAAAUACAUAAUGUUGUAUAUCAACGUCUUAUAGGGUAAUGCAUUGUAUUUUGGUCCUCUUACUAUUUUUGUUUGUUAUUGUCUAUAAAACUGUACAUACGUCUAUUGCAGAUAGUUUGGUAACGUAUAGGUUAUUCUCACAUGUAAGCAUAACUUGUUAAAGGUGUAUAAUAUCUCUCACUGACCACACAUAUAGAUGGUUCUUAUCAAAUUACUUAUAUCCCUUUUCAGGAGUUAACGAUACGUUGAGACAUUUAACUGUUUCGAUUUAAAUCGGUAAUUAUAGUCUUUACAGUUUAUAUGACGAUGAUGUAGUUUUCGUUUGAGGGGGAAAGCACGCAGGCCAAACGUAUUUCUGUUUAUUUAAGGAAUAUUUGUCAGUCACGGUGAUGUUAUGAGAUGAUAAAUCGACUUGUGCACAAUUAAUUGACAACAGAAGAAGAUAAACUAUGAAAUAGAAAAGAUUAUGGCAAAAAAAAAGAGUUCAAUUGUGUACAAAUAGUGUAUUACUUUUGACAGGGGAGGUAAGUCUUGUGAUAGGGAAGAUAACUCUUAUAUAACUCUUAUAUGAUCGUUAACUCCUGAAAAGGGAUAGAACUCAAUUUUUAGCCCGUUUUUUAAAAUUAUUUUAUUAUCUGAUAUAUGUAUUGUCUCAUCUAAGUCGUAUUAUGUACCAAAUUUGUUCUUUUACAAACUGGGAUAUACACUUUUGUGUAUAUUUUGAUUUUAUUCUAAGAUGUUUUUAGCAUUAUAUUAUAAAUGUUGCUUAUAGAAAUAAUCCACUGAGUAUAUUAUUUUACAUGAUUAACACUUGUCUUGUCUAUUUUAGGUAGGUUACCCUACCUGUCCAUGAUUUGAUCUUGCAAUAGAUUUUAACGGAAAUAAGCCCACUCUAAGUACAGUAUUAAGCCUGAUUCUUUAUAUGUUUUAUAUAUUUCACAGGUACGAAAUAACUGUGAAUAUCUAUGUAUGAAGGUACAAUCCUUACUCUAUGUAAAAGAUUGAUUUUUUCCCCAUGUAUGUUAUAUUUAUUAACUUAAAAUUCCACGUAAGAGCUUCACUGUAUCGUGUUUAUUUUAGGUGUGUCCAAGACGCAGUCACACAUAUCCGGUUUGUCCUUAUAUGGUAUGAUCAUGUGAUAGUUGAUGGUAUAGCUAUAUGUGUAGUACUAUAUGUAAUAUAGUGACACACUUAUAUUUUUGACGUGUUUACGAUUGUUGAGAUUAUUAAAGAGUUAAGCUUAUUAUAAAGUUGA
This is a messenger RNA of Mizuhopecten yessoensis (Yesso scallop), 3936 nucleotides long. Its product is annotated as glyoxylate reductase/hydroxypyruvate reductase-like. NCBI's taxonomy places the organism in Eukaryota, Metazoa, Mollusca, Bivalvia, Pectinida, Pectinidae. The transcript is spliced from 4 exons. Gene Ontology annotation, molecular function: NAD binding; hydroxypyruvate reductase [NAD(P)H] activity; hydroxypyruvate reductase (NADH) activity. The record is from RefSeq and is a predicted model, not a curated record. Bases 440 to 1405 code for a protein of 321 amino acids. Gene Ontology annotation, cellular component: cytosol.